Pistacia vera is the source of this 684-nucleotide messenger RNA. RefSeq names its product DNA-directed RNA polymerases II, IV and V subunit 11-like. The transcript is spliced from 5 exons. Gene Ontology annotation, cellular component: RNA polymerase II, core complex. The record is from RefSeq and is a predicted model, not a curated record. Gene Ontology annotation, molecular function: DNA binding; protein dimerization activity. Lineage: Eukaryota; Viridiplantae; Streptophyta; Magnoliopsida; Sapindales; Anacardiaceae. The coding region runs from base 86 to 436 and encodes 116 amino acids. Gene Ontology annotation, biological process: transcription by RNA polymerase II.
GGAUAAAAACGCUCAGUCUGCGAUUAUUAAAAAUCUUCGGAGCUGGGAGCUUCUGCUAGAGGGUGAAGAAAAGAGAGACGAAGCCAUGAAUGCUCCUGACCGUUACGAACGUUUCGUCGUUCCCGAAGGGACCAAAAAGGUUUCUUACGAGAGAGACACGAAGAUCAUCAACGCGGCGUCGUUUACUAUAGAGAGAGAAGAGCACACUAUCGGCAACAUUCUUCGCAUGCAAUUACAUAGAGACGAGAAUGUGCUGUUCGCUGGUUACAAGCUCCCUCACCCUCUUCAGUAUAAAAUCAUUGUUAGGAUUCACACCACAAGCCAGUCCUCACCGAUGCAGGCAUAUAACCAGGCUAUCAAUGAUCUAGAUAAGGAACUUGACACCCUGAAAAGCUCAUUUGAGGCUGAGAUCGCGAAGCAUUCAAGAGACUAUUAAUGUACAUUUCAACAGCAUUUGGUUAGAAGAUGGGUGUUUGGUGCCGGACAGAAGCUAAGAAAUGCUGAUUAUUGUAAUGAACUAAUGUUUUGAGUGAUGAAUGCUUAGUUGUGUACUUGAGGCUUUUGUCAAAGCACUGGUAGUUAUCCUGAAUAUCGAGACGUUUUGCAGCAUGUGGAACCACCUUUUAGUUUCUUGUAUUAUGAACAUUCAAGUAAUAUGAGUUUCCACAUGUUUGAUCCACCUCA